AUGGCAGCAUGGGAAGCACACCGCCAGCGUUUGCAGGAGACACACGACAGGCGUCGCCAUGCCCUCGGCACUUCGUUGGUGGGCUCCGCCCUCACCGAACGCGGCAUCCCGACACUGCGCGGCCCACGUUUGGCCCAACGACAGGAACGGAGGCGCACGCCCGGAGCCCUGCAGGAAAGACCCUGCGCGAGGCGGGCCGGAGGGGGGCUGGAGCUGCGGCCCAGAGGACAGCACGAGUGGCCGGGGGUGCAGCAGGAGCUGCAGGCGGGGGGGCAGAAGGAGCUGCAGGCGGGGGGGCAGCAGGAGCUGCAGGCGGGGGGGCAGCAGGAGCUACAGGCGGGGGGGCAGCAGGAGCUGCAGGCGGGGGGGCAGCAGGAGCUGCAGGCGGGGGGACAGCAGGAGUUGCAGGUGGGGGGGCAGCAGGAGCCGGCCGGAGGGCGGCAGGCGCAUGAGGCGAUGGAGCAAGAGCUGCAUGGGCUGGAGGUGGAGAUGGAGGAGCCACAAGAGGAGGCGCGAGGGGAGCUGCCGGUAGGCGUGCAGGAGGGGAGUCAAAUUGGGAAUCAACCCCAGUCGCAGGAAGGGCGGCGGCAAGGGUGUCAUGAGGCGAACCAGCCCUUGACUGGAAGCGUACAACAGGGGUUGCCGAUGGGGGAGUCGCAGGAGUUGCAGGUGCAGGAUCAGCAGGGGGUCACUAGCCCGGGCGGCACGGGCCAAGCAGAAAGGCCGCGGGCGCGGCGCCGAAGGGGGCGACGACAGGGAGGGCAGAGGGCCGGGGGCCAGCCAGGGGUGACCGGAGCAUCCGAGGGAGUGAUACAGCCAGGGGGGCAGCCGGGGGUGACCGGAGCACCCCUGGGAGCGCUACAGCCAGGGGGGCAGCUGGGGGCGAUUGGAGCACCCCAGAGAGAGCAGCAGCCAGGGGGGCAGCCGGGGGUGACCGGAGCACCCCUGGGAGUGCAACAGCCAGGGGGGCAGCCGGGGGUGACCGGAGCACCCCUGGGAGUGCUACAGCCAGGGGGGCAGCCGGGGGUGACAGGAGCACACCAGGGAGCGCUACAGCCAAGGGAGCAGCUGGGGGCGAUUGGAGCACCCCAGAGAGAGCAGCAGCCAGGGGGGCAGCCGGGGGUGACUGGAGCACCCCUGGGAGUGCAACAGCCAGGGGGGCAGCCGGGGGUGACCGGAGCACCCCUGGGAGUGCUACAGCCAGGGGGGCAGCCGGGGGCGACCGGAGCACCCCAGGGAGCGCUACAGCUAGGGGAGCAGCUGGGGGUGACAGGAGCACCCCUGGGAAUGCUACAGCCAGGGGGGCAGCCGGGGGUGACCGGAGCACCCCGGGGAGUGCUACAGCCAGGGAGGCAGCCGGGGGUGACAGGAGCACAUCAGGGAGCGCUACAGCCAGGGGAGCAGCUGGGGGCGAUUGGAGCACCCCAGAGAGAGCAGCAGCCAGGGGGGCAGCCGGGGGUGACCGGAGCACCCCUGGGAGUGCUACAGCCAGGGGGGCGGCCGGGGGUGACCGGAGCACCCCGGGGAGUGCUACGGCCAGGGGGGCAGCCGGGGGUGACUGGAGCACCCCUGGGAGUGCUACAGCCAGGGGGGCAGCCGGGGGUGACCGGAGCACCCCUGGGAGUGCUACAGCCAGGGGGGCAGCCGGGGGUGAUCGGAGCACCCCUGGGAGUGCUACAGCCAUGGGGGCAGCCGGGGGUGACAGGAGCACACCAGGGAGCGCUACAGCCAAGGGAGCAGCUGGGGGCGAUCGGAGCACCCCAGAGAGAGCAGCAGCCAGGGGGGCAGCCGGGGGUGACUGGAGCACCCCUGGGAGUGCAACAGCCAGGGGGGCAGCCGGGGGUGACCGGAGCACCCCUGGGAGUGCUACAGCCAGGGGGGCAGCCGGGGGUGACCGGAGCACCCCAGGGAGCGCUACAGCUAGGGGAGCAGCUGGGGGUGACAGGAGCACCCCUGGGAAUGCUACAGCCAGGGGGGCAGCCGGGGGUGAUCGGAGCACCCCAGAGAACACAGCAGCCUGGGGGGCAGCCGGGAGUGACCGGAGCACCCCAGAGAACACACCAGCCUGGGGGGCGGCCGGGAGUGACCGGAGCACCCGAGGGAGAGCAGCAGCCAGGGGGGCAGCCGGGGGUGACCAAAGCACCCCACGGAGUGCUACAGCCAGGGGGGCAGCCGGGGGUGACCGGAGCACCCCAGGGAGCGCUACAGCUAGGGGAGCAGCUGGGGGUGACAGGAGCACCCCUGGGAAUGCUACAGCCAGGGGGGCAGCCGGGGGUGAUCGGAGCACCCCAGAGACCACAGCAGCCUGGGGGGCAGCCGGGAGUGACCGGAGCACCCCAGAGAACACACCAGCCUGGGGGGCGGCCGGGAGUGACCGGAGCACCCGAGGGAGAGCAGCAGCCAGGGGGGCAGCCGGGGGUGACCAAAGCACCCCACGGAGUGCUACAGCCAGGGGGGCAGCCGGGGGUGACCGGAGCACCCCAGGGAGUGUUACAGCCAGGGGGGCAGCCGGGGGUGACCGGAGCACCCCUGGGAGUGCUACAGCCAGGGGAGCAGCUGGGGGUGACCGGAGCACCCCUGGGAGUGCUACAGGCAGGGGGGCAGCCGGGGGUGACCGGAGCACCCCAAGGAGUGCUACAGCCAGGGGGGCAGCCGGGGGUGACCGGAGCACCCCUGGGAGUGCUACAGCCAGGGGGGCAGUCGGGGGUGACAGGAGCACCCCAGGGAGCGCUACAGCCAGGGGAGCAGCUGGGGGCGAUUGGAGCACCCCAGAGAGAGCAGCAGCCAGGGGGGCAGCCGGGGGUGACCGGAGCACCCCUGGGAGUGCUACAGACAGGGGGGCAGCCGGGGGUGACUGGAGCACCCCAGGGAGUGCUACAGCCAGGGGGGCAGCCGGGGGCGACCGGAGCACCCCUGGGAGUGCUACAGCCAGGGGGGCAGCCGGGGGUGACCGGAGCGCCCCAGAUAGAGCAGCAGCCAAGGGGGCAGUCAUUGGACGACCGGGAGCAGCAGUUGGAGGAGUGGUGCCGACUUUUGGAGUUUGAUACCCCCAUGGCGACUGCGGAGGAGUCAGAGGCGGACGAAGAACCUCCCAUGCAGCCUUCCCCAUGCCCUCGUUUUCUGUGUGACACGUGUUUUCACACGUUCGCUACGCGAGGGGCUGCUGCGAACCACAUGAGGGUAUGCCGGGCGGCUGAGGCGGAGAGGCGCGCGCAGGCACUUGGUUCGACCCCGUCACUGGUGGAGACCGACACGCAGGAGCGACCGACGCCGCGGGAAUUUGGGGACGAGGCGUGGGCCGGGGUUACGUCUUGGGAAUGGGAAGCAUUUUUCAGUGUGGAGGCGGUUGGAGGGAGGACAGUGCGCCGGAUCCCACAGCGGGCUCGCUCGGGGGUCUUAGAUGCGCUCUGUUGCGUCUUAAAGCGUUUGAAGAGCCGGCCGGGGGAUGAAGCCGCUACCCUCCUACUCUUGGCUUUUCCGCGCCUCAUCCUAGCCGUGCCUCCCAAGCCAGGCAUAGGACAGAAGGCGGUGAUCAUAGAGCGGUUGGGGGCGUUUUGGGAGGGGAGGUGGCGGGAGCUGUUCGACUCCGCCAUGGUGGCGGCGCGGCCAGCAGUACGCCCACUUGCCUACACUUGCUCUGACCAGGACCCGGAUGCCAUCCCCCUGUCACGGUGCCGAUCUCGGUGUAAAGUGGGAGAGUGGAGCCGCGGAUUGGCUUGCCUUACGGCAGGGGAGUUGGCCCGGCCGUCUGAGGCCAUGGUGCAGUCGCUGCGAGAGAAGCACCCUGCUAGCACUAGCGAGGUACCACAGUGGGUCCGUGAUUUCAGCGUCGAUGCUCCUCAGCGGCCUCCACUCACGGCCGACAUCCUGGCCAGAACUAUCCAUACAGCCGCUCGCGCUUCAGCAGCAGGGCCAUCGGGGUGGGUCACGGAGCAUCUGCGCGACACCUUCCUCACUGAACCUUCCUGCCUUUCCCACCUGUUGGAGGUGUUCAACCAAUGGGUGGCGGGACAGGUCCCCGAGCGGGCUCGGCCCUGGCUUGCCGCAUCCAACCUAGUUGGGCUUUCCAAGCCUAACGGCGACGUCCGGCCGGUCGCGAUUGGGGAAGUGCUUCCGCGUAUCCUUGCUCGAGCUCUCUGCAUCUCGCUCCGCCCUACGAUGGCUUCCUACUUUCUGCCGUGCAACCAGAUGGGAGCGGGCACCAGGGCCGGACAGCAGGUGAUGGAGUCGGUGACUAGAGAGUUCAGGGACCUACUUUUCCUGAGCUACGCAGACGAUACCUAUAUCCUGGGACCGGCGGCUAGGAUUCUAGAGGCGUUUGGGGCGCUGCGGGAGCGGUUGGAAUGGGUGGGGCUGGAGGUGCAGGCGCACAAGUGCCGGUUUUGGGAGCGCGAGGGCGGGGAUGUGGAGCUGGCACUGCCAUUGGGGAUGCAGCGGGUGGAGGAGGGUCUCACUGUGGUGGGCGUGCCUAUUGGGGAGGAGGGUUGGGAGGUGACCCGUUUCAGCACGGCCGAUGUACCUGGCCCGGACUAUGCCGCCGCGUCCGGAGGUGGUGGAGGCCCCAGGCCGAUGUACCUGGCCCGGACUAUGCCGCCGCGCAUGCAGCUGCAUCUCCUUGUGCGACUCGGAGGGUUUGGGAUCCGGGCAGCAGCCUCUUUGAGUCCGCUGUCCUAUGUUUGUGGGUGGGCGCAGGCCGUGCGUGAUAUUGCACAGUUGGGGGUGGCGGGCGAGGAGGCGAUGUUUGCGGAGUACCUCACCACUUCGGCAGGGGCGGAGUUUCUUGACCCGUGGUUUGCCAAGGCUCUUGAGCAGCUGCCUGCGACUAUACGCCAGGAGAUGCCGGGCUUACCUCUGUGCGUAGCGGCCCCUCCUCUUCGGCUUUUCCAGGCGCGGCAGCGGUUGUUGGCGGUAGAGGAGCUCCAGACACUGCGUCGCUCGGCUCGUGACGAUGCCACCCUGGCCCGUUUCACAUCCCUUCAGGGCUCGGGGGCUGGUGCAUGGGUUUCGGCGGUUCCGGCUCACUCAGAUUUCACAUUCACGGCGGCGGAGUGGGGCAUUGCUGCUGCUACACGGCUCGGGCUCCCAAUUCAGCAGCUGCAGGUGGCGGGGAGGUGUGUUUGUGGCACAGCAUAUGUUGACCCAGCAGACCCGCAUCAUGCCCUGAGAUGGAAGCACCAGCAUGGUCCAUCUCGGGUACAUGAUGAGGUGAAGUUUGCGGUGGCGAAGAUCUCUAAGGCGUCUAGGGGGGUGGUGACAAUGGAGGAUAGUGUGGUGCUGCAGGGGAAGCGGGUUGAUGUGGCGGUGCGACGACCAAUGGCUGGAGAGGCUCACGCCCUGGAGAUCAGCGUCGCGGACCCGCUAUCGCUGUCUCCAUCUUUGCUAGGACAGUGCGGGCGUCAAAUAGGCGUGGCGGCAAGAGAAUGGGAGCGUCGUAAAACGAGCGAUUACGCGCCUCUGCUUGCACGCAACCGGGGCGUGCAGUUCACUCCUCUGAUAGUGGAGACGUGGGGGUGUCUCGGCGGUCGCUUUCGGAGGUGGCUUCGUCAGCAGGGAGAUGCGCACGUGGGGCUAGCUGUGUCGCGGGGGGCUUGUCGGGAGGACGACACUGUGUUUUCGGCUUAUCUUCUAGGGUCACUGAAGGCGCUCAUCGGGGUGGCGUUGCAACGUGCGCAAGCCCGUGUCAUCCUGCUUCGAGCGGCGUCUUCUAUGGGGGGGAUUAACGUUGACUUGGUGGACCGGGAGUGGGACGAUGGCGAUGCGGAAGGCGGGGCUCUCUGGGUGGAGGCCCCGUACAUGGUGGAUUCGCUGUUGUGA
This is a messenger RNA of Closterium sp. NIES-65, 5814 nucleotides long. The record is from the annotation of a GenBank genome assembly. NCBI's taxonomy places the organism in Eukaryota, Viridiplantae, Streptophyta, Zygnematophyceae, Desmidiales, Closteriaceae.